AUGAACCCAAAGGAGCAUGGCGAGGUGUUUGUGCUCUCCGACGGCGGCGAGGUCGACCUCGACCUGGGCAACUACGAGCGUUACCUGAACAUCACCCUGACACGCGAGAACAACAUCACCACCGGCAAGAUCUACCAGCAUGUCAUCGAGAAGGAGCGUCGUGGCGACUACCUGGGCAAGACGGUGCAGGUGGUGCCGCACAUCACCGACGCCAUCCAGGCGUGGAUCGAGCGCGUCUCCAGGAUCCCCGUCGAUGACACAAACGAGGAGCCGGAUGUCUGCAUUGUGGAGCUGGGUGGCACCGUCGGUGACAUUGAAAGCAUGCCCUUCGUCGAGGCCCUGACCCAGCUGCGGCAUCGCGCUGGCAAGAACAACUUCCUCAACAUCCAUGUCUCGUACGUUCCGACGAUCAAUGGCGAGCAGAAGACCAAGCCCACCCAGCACGCCGUGAAGAGCGUGCGCAGUGCUGGUUUGAUCCCUGAUUUGAUUGCGUGCCGCUGCGAACGGCCGCUGGAGCGUUCCACGAUUGAGAAGAUCGCGCACCACUGCCAAGUCGAUAUUGAGCAGGUCGUCGCGGUUCGCGACAUGCCCACAAUCUACCAGGUACCCGUGCUUCUGGAAGACCAAGGCCUGGUCCACCUUCUGCACAAGGCUCUUGACCUCGGUGCUCUCAGCAUCCCUGCGCCCAUGGUGAAGAAGGGCAGGAAGAUUUGGAACACCUGGAAGGACUUGACCGUUACCCAGGACCACUACUUCGAAACUGUUAACAUCGCCCUUGUCGGAAAGUACAUCGAGCUUCACGACUCGUAUCUCUCCGUCAUCAAGUCCUUGGAGCACUCUGCCAUGCGUUGCAGGCGGAAGCUCAACCUGAUUUGGGUUGAUGCAGAGCACCUUGAGCAAUCCUGGAGGGAGAAGGAUCCGGCCAAGUUCCACAAGGCUUGGCACGAGGUGUGCACUGCAGCUGGAGUCCUCGUGCCCGGCGGCUUCGGGCAGCGCGGAACUGAGGGCAUGAUGGCCGCUGCAAAGUGGGCUCGCGAGCACAACACCCCCUACCUUGGUGUCUGCCUGGGCAUGCAGAUAGCCGUGAUUGAGUACGCGCGCGAGAUUUGCGGAAUUGCGGGCGCGACCUCCGAGGAGUUUGACGCGAAAGCGGACAACCGUGUCAUCAUCUUCAUGCCUGAAAUCGACAAGGAGACGAUGGGCGGCACCAUGAGGCUUGGUCUGCGCCCGACCAUCUUCCAGCCCGGCUCCGAGUGGAGCAGGCUGCGCGCUCUCUACGGAGAGGCCCCGCAGAUCAUGGAGCGCCACCGCCACCGCUACGAGGUUAACCCGGAAUACAUCGAGCGCCUCGAGAAGGGCGGCCUCAACUUCGUCGGCAAGGACGAGAAGGGCGAGCGCAUGGAGAUCAUCGAGCUCAAGGACCACCGCUUCUUCGUCGGCGUCCAGUACCAUCCCGAGUACCUCAGCAGGGUGCUCGAACCCAGCCGGCCGUACCUGGGUUUCGUCGCGGCCAGUGCCGACUGCCUCAAGGAGGUCACAGAGGAGAUCUUGGGCGAGCAGGCAGUCCUCGCAAACGGGGUCAACGGCGCCGCCGAGGCCAAGGAGUUCUGA
This is a messenger RNA of Lasiodiplodia theobromae, 1611 nucleotides long. Its product is annotated as CTP synthase. Lineage: Eukaryota; Fungi; Ascomycota; Dothideomycetes; Botryosphaeriales; Botryosphaeriaceae. The transcript is spliced from 3 exons. The record is from RefSeq and is a predicted model, not a curated record. Bases 1 to 1611 code for a protein of 536 amino acids. Gene Ontology annotation, molecular function: identical protein binding; CTP synthase activity. Gene Ontology annotation, biological process: CTP biosynthetic process; pyrimidine nucleobase biosynthetic process. Gene Ontology annotation, cellular component: cytoplasm; cytoophidium.